Naumovozyma dairenensis CBS 421 is the source of this 315-nucleotide messenger RNA. RefSeq names its product Ste18p (gene STE18). The record is from RefSeq and is a predicted model, not a curated record. Gene Ontology annotation, molecular function: G-protein beta-subunit binding. NCBI's taxonomy places the organism in Eukaryota, Fungi, Ascomycota, Saccharomycetes, Saccharomycetales, Saccharomycetaceae. The transcript has a single exon. Gene Ontology annotation, cellular component: heterotrimeric G-protein complex. Gene Ontology annotation, biological process: G protein-coupled receptor signaling pathway. The coding region runs from base 1 to 315 and encodes 104 amino acids.
AUGUCAAACCUUCAAGAGCAACAACCAUUUUCGCAACAAAAGCAACAAUUAAAUUUAAAGAUUAAAAAUAUAAAAUUGAAAAGAAUCAAUGAAUUAAACAAUAAAUUGAGAAACGAAUUGAGUCGUGAAAGAAUUACUGCAUCAAAUGCAUGCUUAACAAUUAUAAAUUAUACAAAUAAUACAAAAGAUUAUACUUUGCCUGAUAUUUGGGGAUAUCCACCACCUGGUUCCAACCAUUUUAGAAAUAAUUUAAAACGAUCCAUACAAAGACCAACUACUUCUUCAAAUUCUGCCGGAUGUUGUACCAUUAUGUGA